Rhinolophus ferrumequinum (greater horseshoe bat) is the source of this 4024-nucleotide messenger RNA. It is a transcript of the gene FRAT1, whose product is annotated as FRAT regulator of WNT signaling pathway 1. The coding region runs from base 220 to 1053 and encodes 277 amino acids. NCBI's taxonomy places the organism in Eukaryota, Metazoa, Chordata, Mammalia, Chiroptera, Rhinolophidae. Gene Ontology annotation, biological process: positive regulation of canonical Wnt signaling pathway. Gene Ontology annotation, cellular component: cytoplasm. The record is from RefSeq and is a predicted model, not a curated record. The transcript has a single exon.
UACAAAUCAACCAGAGCCGGUAGGAUUCCGGCUCCCGCGGCUGCAGCGCACCGCACGAGUGCCUGCGGGUCUCUGGCUUCCGCGUCCGCCCCGCCCCCGGCCCCAGCCCGGGCCCCGGCCCCGGCCCGGUUUUCGGCUUCAUCGCCGCGCCAGGCUCCGCCGCGAUCCACAGAGCCGCCAGCGACGUCUGGAGAGCUCCGGGUGCUCGGGUGGGGUGCCAUGCCUUGCCGGAGGGAAGAGGAAGAGGAAGCCGGCGAGGAUGCGGAGGGGGAGGAAGAGGGCAGCUUUCUCCUACUGGAGCAGUCGGUGACGCUGGGCGGCUCGGGCGAGGUGGACCGGCUGGUGGCCCAGAUCGGCGAGACGCUGCAGCUGGACGCGACGCAGGACAGUCCGGCCUCCCCGUGCGCGCCCCCCGGGCCGCCGGUGCAGCCCCCGCAGCCUCCGGCGGCGGUGCGGACAGACAAGGUCGGGCUUCCCGGGCUGCCGCUGCUUCUGCCGACCGCGCCAGCCGGGGCGGUGGGCCCGGCGCCCCUGGGGGCCCUGCGCUGCGUCCUCGGGGACCGCGGCCGCGUGCGGGGCCGGUCUGCGCCCUACUUUGUGGCGGAGCUCGCCGCAGGCCCUAGCGCCCUGUCCCCACUGCCUCCUCAGCCCAACUUAGAUGGGCAUUCGGGAGCCAACAAGAGGAGCGCCCCCCAGCCGCUGUCGGGUCCGUGCCGGCGAGGAUGGCUGCGGGGCGCCGCUGCCUCCCGCCGCCUGCAGCAGCGACGCGGGCCCCAGCCGGAAGUCCGCACCGGCGACGACGACCCACACCGGCUCUUGCAACAGCUCGUGCUCUCCGGGAAUCUCAUCAAAGAGGCGGUUCGAAGGCUUCAUUCGCGACGGCUGCAGUUACAUGCAAAGCUUCCCCAAAACCCGCUCCUGAGGCCUUUGACAGCCCCGGUGCACAAGCCACCGUCGCCCCGCAGCCCUCGCGCGGCCUGCAGCAACUCUGGCGCGACAGGGAGGAGGGCGCAGCUCCGAACUGGCGACAGCGUUCUUGUCCCCGGCAGCUAAUAUCCCGGGAGUGGCCACAGCGCCAGCCUCUGGAGGGCAAGGGGUUCCCCUGAGAGGUACAUCUCUACUCAGACUGGUGAACUCGCGCUUUUGGAAGCGGGAAAGUAAUGAAGACGAUGAAUCGAAAAAUCGCGAGUGUUUUCGUGGGAAACUGAGGUCAAGGGCUCUGAUGUUGAAAAACAGGAUUUGGCCCUAUUGAAGAAAGCGUAUCCCAAGCUCACAAUCAAUAGGACACCUUAUUAUGUAUGACCAUGUUGGAGGCACAGCUUGCAGUUCCACGGCCCGGCAACCAUAGUGCCACAGUCCACGCUUCUCAGGAUCGCAGAGUGCACGCGCGACGAGGAUGAUCCGUUACUUGCUUUGCUUUUUCAAGGCUGGUCCUUGAUCCACUUUUGGGGGAGGUGAACAUGAAUAGACGAUCGUUUCGUAGUACCUCAAUCUGCCAGACUAGAAAACUUAACACACACAAAAAAACCAUCUCGUGUCUUUUAGGGUGCUGGUUCUUAAAACACCUGGUACCGUGAAGGGACGUUUUGGGAGUUAAAUAGAAGUAACCUUUCUCUGCCCCCGCUUUGCAACUGGCUGCGGUUCUCCGAGUGGUAGGGGAAAGCAGAAGCAGUGCGCCCCGGGUGGGGAUGGGAGGCCGGGUCGGGUGGUGCUGGGGAAAGGAUAGGGUGAGGCGCGGAGGGAACCCUUGGUCCUCUCGAAAGUAUUUUUACAGCUGGCCCGCCUCUUCGCGAGUUCAAGGUCACUGUUUCCUGGGCGCACAUGGGGUUGUGGGGCUCCAGCAAGACAGAAAAGUAGCCGGGUUCUGCCUGUACUCGGAAAAGAGCGCAGUGUUUUUUGCAAGUUCUGGAGUCUCCUGAGGACAUGCGCACCGCCGCCACCGUGGGUGCAGGGAGGCAGGGACGUGCUGGGCGCCGGUGCCUCCUGAGGGCGGCCGCGCCCCUGGCUUUCACAGAAGCUCUGGAGACGUGGCCUCCGGUCCUUCCUCUCCCCCUCGGCCCUGCUGUCCUACUCAAAAGCGUAGUGCUGGUGCUCCUGGGGGCCCGGGCUGGGGAGAAGCCACGUGACGGGCACUCCAGGAAGAAACAGCCUCGCAUAGCAGCUUAUAAUGGGCUCUCCGGGGCCAUUUGCAAUAACAGCUGCAAUUCCCUGGAUAGAUGGAGUUGAUUUCCUCCCUCUGCCCCUCCCCCAGCCAUACCAGCUUGCCUUUGUAAGUGAAAGAAACCGAGUAGAAAAUGUGGCCCUCCAAAUGCAGAAGCUGCAGGCUGUGCCAUUGUGAACCGCCAAGUGCUUGUAACAUACUGUUCACUCACUCUGAGGGAUUUAAGACCGUUUAGUUGGUGUUUUAGUUUUAUAAGAUUCAAUGGCUUAUUCAUCAUCCAGAUGUGGCUAUUGACAUAUCUACACUUCGCACCGGAGUGUCUGGAAUUGUGGCUAUCCUGAUUAUAGGAUUUUAACUUAACUGAAAUAUGUUUUUUUAAAAUAAAUGUGUUGUGUUUCUUGUUUGGUUUUAUUUUAUACUUGCUGUCGGAGGGAAACAUGCACAGAACAUAUUUCUCUGAUCUCUAUAAACAUGAAAACGCUUGAAAUCCUUGUCGACCUAGCUUGCAGAUGGUAAUUAGAGCGCCUUUGUGUCUGAGCGGCUCACUGGUUAGACAGGGUCUGCACGGCUGGGUGUGUAUUGGUGCUGGCAUGAAAUGAAAUGAAAGUGAGGUCAGGAUUUGGAUCAAUCCCAUUCACCAAAACCUUAGAUAGAGCUUUUGAAUUACUCGUCAGUGAUGGAGAUGUUUUAUGAAGAUGGCUCUGAAUGUUUUAGCAAAGAACAUCAGAUCAACCAGUCACUGCAGACUGGGAGGCUAAUCACUUUUUUUUUCUUUCUAUUGUGGUCAUUAAGUGGACUUUUUCCACAAGGUGGCUGUAAGGCUGAGCGGCUCGUGGUUAGGGGUUGCUCAGGAUGCAAGUCUGUGGUGGAAAAGCUGGCUGGGAGGGUAUUAAAGGACUCCUCUCUCUGCCCUUGGCACCUUUGCUGCCAUUCUCUCCCUAAGCAGUGACAUAACAGCCCAUCUCUAUACCCCCAGUUCUGAGUUACUACAUACAGUCUGUUCCCUCAAGGAAGGAGCCAGGCUGGAGACAGGGUAUCCAGGUUCAAGUCCACUUAUUAAAUGGGGACCUUGGACAAGUUGCUCAACUGUGAGUUUCCGUUUCCUCAUCUGUACAACAGAUGAAAAGUGAGAUGAGAGAAAAGGGUUCAGGGUUACUGGCACUUCCUGCAGAUAAACUCUCUUGUCCCUACCCCUUCUUACCCAGGACUGUCCCUGAGGGCAUGCCAUGAUUCCAAAAAUGCUUUCUGGAUCAAGCGCUCUGUGAUUCCAGUCCCAACUUCCUCCCUUUUGGACUCAAUUCCUGUUGUCUGUAGCUUGCCAUUCUCUCUCUCUCUCUCUCAUACACACACAGACCCUGAUGGUCUCUAAGAAGUACCUCCAGAACACACCAAGCCAGCCAUUUUCCACAACUUCCCAGAAAGGAUUGUGGAGGGCUCAGUCCAGUGCUGCCCAGCGAGGAAAGGCGAUUAUGGCAGCUCGAACACAAACUGAGGAAAGGAGCCUCCAACAUACAGUGGGCUACCACCUCUGGGCACUGAGCAGCCAGGGAAAGUGGUCAGGUGCUGACUCCCCUGACAUUGGACUAACCCUGAAGUCUUUGGCCCCGCUUCUUAGCUGGGGUGGGAUUUCCCAGAGGUCAAAAGGUUAGGAGCAAUCCAAGGCCAAGUUGGCCAUGAUUCAUGUCACUGCUGGCUUCUGUACUGGUUUCUUGUAAUGAUUGUUUAAGGCUAGACUCAACCAUAGGGCUCACGCAGUUCAACCCCCCUCCCUACACAUACGGAAGACUGGAGAAAACUAAUGGCUACUAUCAGGCACUUUAAAUGCGCUACAACCCUAAAACUGCCCACCUUUUUAAAACUGCA